UGUAUUGUCAUUCGUACGAACGACCUACCAUGGUCUCGUUAUCUUCAUAUAAUCUUACAUAGAGCUUUAUCAAGACGUUUUGAAACUUUGUCGUAUGUUUGAAGAAAUCAGAAAACCUGUAAGUGCCCAAGUCAAAACUUUGCAUCGCAAAAUGCAGUCAAUUGAAGGCUUGAAAUGAUGGACUAAAUAGAAGGUAGCGACAUCUAGCGGCGCGCGUUGUGACUAGAAGCAAGGCUGGCAUAGAACCUGCGCGAGAGGCUGCGCCCGCACAGCCGCGCCGCGCCAGCACGCACGCAUGAGCAAACAGCGAGCGAGUAACUUAAACAACAUGCCAAGCAAGGUAUCACUCAUCAGUCACAGUUGACGCUACUCCGUGGACGGUGCUCGCGUGCGCCUCUCCUUAUGCUUUGCUACAAUACGGGGAAGGCAGAGUGCAGAACACAUCACCAGAAUGUGACAUUAUAAGUGCACUAUUUAGUUAAUACUUCCCUUCGCCUUCCCUAGUAACUAACGUCAACAAACUUUUAUUACUUUCUAAAACGUAUUUAAUUUUCCGCGUGUGUCUCGUUCCAAGCUCGCGCCAACAAACGUGUGUGUGUAUAAAUAAAUAUUAAUUUUAUAGUGUGUUAAGUUGUACCAAACAUGACUAUAUCAUACGCCGGUGAAGUUCCCAAUGGCAGCAGUUUCGGAUGUUUCUGGAGGAUCCUUUGCAAAUGGAGAGGCAGCGUGUACAAGCUGGUGUGGCGGGAGCUACUAGCAUAUCUCACACUCUACUACACCAUCAAUUUAUUGUAUCGAUUUGCGCUGACAGAGCAGCAGCAAAGGAUAUUCGAGAAAGUCCGUCAGUAUUUCGGGGCACAGAGCGAGUCGAUACCCAUGUCGUUCGUGCUCGGCUUCUACGUGAGUCUGGUCGUGAAGAGGUGGUGGGAACAGUACAAGCUGCUGCCGUGGCCCGACACCCUCGCCCUCUUCAUCUCAGCGGGAAUCCCUGGAGCGGUUAGUAAAGACGAGACAGGGCGACUUAUGAGAAGAAAUAUUGUGAGAUACGCCAUCCUAGCAUACGUGAUAACUCUUCAAAGGGUCUCCCUUAGAGUAAAGCGACGGUUUCCUACGUGGCAACAUGUCGUCGACUCCGGACUCAUGCUGGAGAGUGAAAGAAAGGUUUUUGAAAAAAUGGAUGGCAAAAGCCCCAUGUCGAAGUAUUGGAUGCCCCUUGUGUGGGCAACGAAUAUAAUAAAUAGGGCAAGGAAAGAAGGAUUGAUAACUAGUGACCAUAUUGUCCAAACGCUACUCGUUGAGCUUUCUGACAUCAGGCGGCGACUGGGGGCACUCAUAGGUUACGACACCGUGUGUGUUCCUCUCGUGUAUACCCAGGUGGUAACUCUGGCUCUCUACACGUACUUCGUGGCAGCACUGAUGGGGCGACAGCUGGUGCCUCCAGCCCCAGGCAGCACCUCCAAAUACGAACCCGAUGUAUAUUUUCCACUUUUUACCGCUUUACAGUUUUGCUUCUACGUUGGCUGGUUGAAAGUGGCGGAGGUGCUUAUCAAUCCUUUUGGCGAGGACGAUGACGAUAUAGAGCUAAAUUGGCUCAUAGAUAGGCAUAUAAAGGCAGCCUACAUGAUCGUUGACGAAAUGCAUGAGGAACAUCCUGAGCUUUUAAAGGACCAGUACUGGGAGGAGGUGGUCCCUAAGGACUUGCCGUACACCGUGGCUUCAGAGCACUACCGGCGCCACGAGCCGCCCUGCUCCGCCGACCAUUACAAAGUGAAGGCUGAAGACGCAGUCUACGCUAAUGUUCAGGCCCCCAGAAAGAGCCACGAUGAGACGUAUGCAGACUAUGAAAGUGUCGACACACCCUUAGUGGAAAGAAGAAAGAAUUGGUUCCAAAGACAAAUAUCGAGAAUGGGGUCAGUGAGGUCUGCGUCUACAGCAUAUUCUUCAGGUGGUCUAUUCGGUCGGAACCGGCACAACUCGGUGGUCUACUCGAGCCCCGAGGCCGGGCAGCCGGUGGCGCCGCCCCCUCCCCACCACAAGAUGUCGCUGUACGAACGCCUUGUUGGCCGCAAGUCUGGACGUGGACAGCAUAGACAAAAUUCAAGACAUGGCGGGCAAAAAAGUAAUGGCUCAGCUGUACCAAUAACUCUACGUAACCGACCACGCAUCCCAACACCCGAUGUGACGAAAGAAGUAAUGGAUCGCGAAAACAGAAUCGCCAUGGGAAUGCAAAACAUGGGCGUCAUCAUGGCUCACCAGGGAUAUCAGAACGAGGUGCCUGUUCUCGGAGCGCUUGUUUUGUCGCCCAUUCAAGAGCUCGAUAGUGGGUCGGUGAACAAUACGCUGCACGCGGGGCAGCCUGGGACAACAGCGUUAGCUCAGGCGGUGUUGUCGCCUGCCCUGACCGCGGGUGGUAUGCCGCCAAUGAUCGCCGCAGCGCCCGUUACACUGGGGGUGUCGCAGCUGACGUCGCUGGUGAACUCGACGCCGUCCACGCCGCGCGCGGAGAGGGGCGCGGCCGACGGGUCCGGGGGCUCCCCGCACUCCCCGCGCGCCACCGUCACCGAGCUGCCCCCCUCCGACCGCGACAGCGAGCACAGCACUGCCAGCACGGGGACCCCGCCCGAGCUCACCAGGAAACGCAGCAGCUCCAAGCGAGGAGAAGUCUACGUAUAAGGAAUACACGUGGUGCUUAUGAAAUUGUGAUUGAUAACAUUUUAUUGGUCGAGUUUUUCGUCUGAUAUUUUAGUACCUACAUGUACUUGCGUACCUACUCAAUACGAUUGAUAUGAGAGAGCUCAUUUAUAUUUGUUAGUCGAUUUCCAUUGUGUUAAUGGAUUGAAUUUUACGCACAGACAGGGAUUGAAUUGUAUAGAUUUAUAUAAAGUAUUUUUUAUUAUA
This is a messenger RNA of Trichoplusia ni (cabbage looper), 2898 nucleotides long. RefSeq names its product bestrophin-4 (gene Best2). The transcript has 10 exons. NCBI's taxonomy places the organism in Eukaryota, Metazoa, Arthropoda, Insecta, Lepidoptera, Noctuidae. The coding region runs from base 643 to 2673 and encodes 676 amino acids. The record is from RefSeq and is a predicted model, not a curated record. Gene Ontology annotation, molecular function: chloride channel activity.